UUCAAAACGAAGAGGAAAAUGAUACGGAUCGAGAGGCAUAGCACAACGGAAAGCAACCCGAAAGCCUCUACUUUUCCGCCCCCAGCAGGCCAGGACUCUUCAAUCGCUCGCGCCGUUUCUUCAUCCCCUCGCCAUCCUUCCUUCGAUCCAGCGUUGCCUGUCGUCUUCGCCUGCACGGCUGCACCUAAAGCUCUGACCUUUUUCCCCACUUUCCCUUGGCAUCUACUGCCUUGUCCGGUGUAGAAAACAACGGAUUUCGUUGUGUUGUUUUGCUGCGGUUUUUGUCCCCUCCCUUCUCACUCGGCGAGCUUUGUUGUUCACUUUGGAUUCCACGGGUUUGUUUCGGAUUAGGAAGGCUCGGUUUUUGGUCUGGGAAGGCCCCCCUUCCGAGGCGAUGAAUUUGGUGCGGGUUGAUGGCGUCCUGUCAGGAGUCCGCUAUGCAAUGAUGGGUUCUUUGAAGCCGAGGUGAAUCUUUGACCUGCCUAGUUUGCGAUUCCAAAUUCCGAGCUCCCACCGCUUCUUGAUCCGCCGGGCGCCAUGGGCCUCUGCUACGGCAAGUCGGCGGCGGUCCAGGAGCCGGCGGUAGCGGAGGAGAACAACAAAGCCGAUGGCGCGGCGGCGGGCCGAGGCGAUGGCCCGCCGGCGUCGCCGGUGAAGGUGCCUCGGACGCCCAAGCAGCCCAAGUUGUCCUUCUACUUGCCGAGCCCGCUCCCGCCCUCCAGCUACAAGGGCUCGCCGGCAAACUCCAGCGUCGCGUCCACGCCGGCGCGCGGCGGGUUCAAGCGCCCGUUCCUGCCGCCGUCGCCUGCCAAGCACAUUCGUGCGCUGCUGGCGCGGCGCCACGGCUCGGUCAAGCCCAACGAGGCGUCCAUCUCCGAGGGCGGCGAACCAGACCUUGGGCUGGACAAGAGCUUCGGCUACUCCAGGCACUUUGCGGCCAAGUACGACCUUGGUCGAGAGGUGGGGCGCGGCCACUUUGGCUUCACCUGCGCUGCCAAGUGCAAGAAGGGCGAGCUCAAGGGCGAGGACGUCGCCGUCAAGGUCAUUCCCAAGGCCAAGAUGACUACUGCUAUUGCCAUUGAAGAUGUCAGACGGGAAGUUAGAAUAUUGAGUUCUUUGGCAGACCACAACAACCUAGUGCAGUUUCAUGAUGCUUUUGAGGAUGAAGAAAAUGUAUAUGUUGUUAUGGAGUUAUGCAAAGGAGGUGAACUGCUGGACAGGAUUUUGGCUAGAGGUGGAAAAUAUUCCGAGGAAGAUGCUAAGGUUGUUAUUCACCAAAUUCUAAGUGUUGCUUCAUUUUGCCAUCUUCAGGGUGUUGUUCACCGGGAUCUGAAACCAGAGAAUUUUCUUUUCAUGUCAAAGGAUGAGAAUUCUGCCUUGAAAGUCAUAGACUUUGGUUUAUCUGACUUUGUUAAACCAGACGGCAGACUUAAUGACAUUGUUGGAAGUGCAUAUUAUGUUGCUCCUGAAGUUCUCCAUCGAUCUUAUGGCACUGAGGCAGAUAUGUGGAGCAUUGGAGUAAUUGCAUAUAUUUUGCUUUGUGGAAGCCGCCCUUUCUGGGCAAGAACCGAGUCAGGAAUUUUUAGAGCUGUCCUAAAAGCAGAUCCUAGUUUUGAUGAAAUCCCAUGGCCUACCCUUUCUGCUGAAGCGAAAGACUUCGUAAGGAGGCUGCUCAAUAAGGAUUACCGCAAGCGGAUGACUGCUGCACAAGCCCUCUGUCAUCCAUGGAUCCGUGGUACACAGGAAGUUAAGAUUUAUCUAGACAUGAUAAUCUACAGGCUUAUGAGGGCUUACAUAAGUUCAUCUUCUCUACGGAAGUCUGCUUUGAGGGUAACUUUUGCUCUUGCAAAGGCACUGACGACAGAUCAACUCUUCUACCUAAGAGAGCAGUUUACAUUGUUAGAUCCAAACAAGAGUGGCCAUAUAUCCUUGCAAAAUAUGAAGGCGGCCUUGAUGAAAAAUUCCUCGGGUGCAAUGAACGAUUCUAGGGUUCUUGACUUUGUUAACUCAAUAUGCAAUAUCCAAUAUGGAAAUAUUGAUUUUGAAGAGUUUUCUGCUGCGGCCAUUAGUGUAUAUCAAAUGGAAGGCCUGGAGACCUGGCAACAACAUGCUCAACAAGCAUAUGAAUUGUUUGACAGGGAGGGCAACCGACCGAUUGUGAUCGAAGAACUUGCAUCGGAGCUCGGACUUGGCCCUUCGGUUCCACUUCAUGUUGUUCUCCAAGACUGGAUCAGACAUUCAGACGGAAACCUCAGUUUCCUCGGCUUCAUAAAACUAUUGCAUGGAGUUUCUUCACGCACAAUCCCUAAAGUCCAAGAUAACCGUUUGCAUUGACCAAUCCCUAAUCUCAGGGCCAGUGCAUGCCAUGUCUGGCUGUAGAAGUUGCAUGAGACCAUCAGACCAGUACAAAGAUUAACAGAUCAGGUUAGGGUAAGAGGUAAAAUUCUCUCAGUAGUUGUAUAUUUGCUCCGCCCUUGUCCUCAAGAUGUUAAGAGGAAUGUACAGAUUUGGUUUGGGAAGAAUGGAAAGGCUAAAGGAUUUGGGGCUGUUUUUUUUUUGCUUGUUUGUUCCAGUAACACAGGUAUUGCAUUUCUUCUUCUUAAUAUAAUGAUGUGUAGCUCUCCUGCAUAUUCGAUAAAAAAUGCAGGCAUUGCCUUCGUUUGUGC
This is a messenger RNA of Zea mays, 2666 nucleotides long. Its product is annotated as putative protein kinase superfamily protein. The record is from RefSeq and is a predicted model, not a curated record. Gene Ontology annotation, biological process: protein phosphorylation. The coding region runs from base 538 to 2334 and encodes 598 amino acids. Gene Ontology annotation, molecular function: ATP binding; protein kinase activity; calcium ion binding. The transcript is spliced from 11 exons. NCBI's taxonomy places the organism in Eukaryota, Viridiplantae, Streptophyta, Magnoliopsida, Poales, Poaceae.